This is a messenger RNA of Propithecus coquereli (Coquerel's sifaka), 1075 nucleotides long. RefSeq names its product small integral membrane protein 12 (gene SMIM12). The record is from RefSeq and is a predicted model, not a curated record. The coding region runs from base 120 to 398 and encodes 92 amino acids. The transcript is spliced from 2 exons. Lineage: Eukaryota; Metazoa; Chordata; Mammalia; Primates; Indriidae.
GUGGGCGGGGUCACAGGCGAGGCCCCGCGGGCCGCUGGGAGCGGAGUCCUCCGUGCUCCCGGCAAGCGGGCGGAGAGCUGGGGGCCGGGCCGAGGAGUGCGGGCUUAGCCGCAGAUGUCAUGUGGCCAGUGUUUUGGACCGUGGUGCGUACCUAUGCUCCCUAUGUCACAUUCCCUGUGGCCUUUGUGGUUGGGGCUGUGGGCUACCACCUGGAAUGGUUUAUCAGGGGAAAGGAUCCCCAGCCUGUGGAGGAGGAAAAGAGCAUCUCAGAGCGCCGGGAGGAUCGGAAGCUGGAUGAGCUGCUAGGCAAGGACCACACCCAGGUGGUGAGCCUUAAGGACAAGCUGGAAUUUGCCCCUAAAGCUGUCCUGAACAGAAACCGACCGGAGAAGAAUUAAUGGAGGACACAGGGCCCUAUGGUCCUACUGUGGGCCAUGACUGGUCCUGGCACCCUGUCGACUCAGCUGCAGAACCCACAUCCGAUUUGCUUUGUUGCUUAUUCUGGCCCAUCCCCCACCAUACAGCUACACACAUACUGGCUACUCCUUGAUGGUCAGGCAGACACAGCAGCAGCUGAGGGGCCAGUGAAGAGGAAGGCUCUUGAGGGUUCUGGCCAGAAGGCUGCAUCUGUUGCGUGGUGGCCACAGCUGCUCAGGCAUCCCAACUUAUGGGUGUACUUCCAAGAGGAGUGUUAUGAAAUGAACAUUGGCUGCCAGUCUCCAUGGAGAGGCAUUGUGGCCUCAAGUGGGAAUGGCCGGGAUUGGGUGUUGCUUUUCAGAGGGAUAUAUACAUGUCCAGUUUCAUUUUGCACUGGGAAGAAUUCAGAAAUCUACACGGCUCCCUUCACGAGUUCGCCCUAUCCUUUGUGCUCGUUCUUCCUGAAAUUCUGUCUUGUCAGCUCAGGAAUGGGAUUCCCUGGGGAAGGAAAGCAUUUCUCUGUUCUGGGAAGCCCAGGCUGCUCACUUUGGGGCAGGGAGAAACAUGUGCCUGGUGAAUUUGCUUGAAAACAAUCACCAUCUUCCACCUCCCAUCACUGUAUAAUGCAGAACUUGAUUAAAGUUGUGUUUGAGAACCA